AUGAUUUAGCGCAACACAUUAUAGCACCACAAUUAUCUGUUUCUUCAAUAAUAUUACCAGCUCGAGAUCUUACUAUUUUAGAAUUACCUGUACGAGAAAUUAAUGUGGCGUCAAGUGUUAUUACUAAUGAACAUGCAGCCCAAAUUUCUUCCUGGAUAGACGGAGUCACCCAUAACGUUGAGAAUAAUCCAUAUAAGUUUGACUUAUUAAUUCGGGGAAGCAAGGAUGGGUUUGAAUAUAGUACAUUUUGGGAGAAAUGCAGCAAAAAGAAGAGGCUAGUGGUAGUAUUGGAAGUUGAACAGACCGGAGAAAAGUUAGGUGGAUAUAAUCCUGUUGGAUGGGAACCUUAUAAAUGGGAUGGAUAUACUCAAUCGUAUUCGUGCACUAAUGACUCUUUUAUAUUUUCACUAAAAACCGAAAAUACAAGUCAUUCAACUAUUAGUAGAGUUAGAAAUUCUCUGAGAGCGAUUAAUAACAAUUAUCAAGGUGGCCCAUCAUUCGGUUCACUAGAUUUUCUACUGCAAGGUAAUUUUAAAACAGGAAAGAACUGCUAUUGUCAAAAGAAUGAUUAUGAGAAUCCGAUUAGAAGUGACUGCCGUGGUUUCUCCGUAAAGGAUUAUGAAGUUUUUCAAGUCAGACUGCGUACAGAAAAUGAAUAA
Acaulospora morrowiae is the source of this 659-nucleotide messenger RNA. Lineage: Eukaryota; Fungi; Glomeromycota; Glomeromycetes; Diversisporales; Acaulosporaceae. The record is from the annotation of a GenBank genome assembly.